Nerophis ophidion (straightnose pipefish) is the source of this 2650-nucleotide messenger RNA. It is a transcript of the gene arl6ip6, whose product is annotated as ADP-ribosylation factor-like 6 interacting protein 6. The transcript has 4 exons. NCBI's taxonomy places the organism in Eukaryota, Metazoa, Chordata, Actinopteri, Syngnathiformes, Syngnathidae. Bases 132 to 599 code for a protein of 155 amino acids. The record is from RefSeq and is a predicted model, not a curated record.
GAAAACUUCGUUGAAGAAGAAACCACGGAAGUUAUAGCAGCAGUUUGUUUCCAAACGUUAACCGAGGUGAAAUUGUAAAACAACAAAGUGAAGCAACUCGAAAUGUUUAUUUUCAUUGUCGGUAUGUAACUAUGUUGUUUAUAAGAAAGAAGAAAAUGGAGCUUCCAUUACAAACAGGAACUGUCGGAGAAGGAGGAUUUGUGGCCAAACACAGUAUUUUUGGCUUCAAACUGUGGCCCGAAGUGUUGCUUUCAGUCCUUGUUUCCGCCGCAGUUGUUGCGGCUGCUGGCCUGUUUUGUGCCUUCCUGCACCCAAUACUGCAAGAGCUGCAAGCAGAAAGAGUGAUAAAAGAAGAUGGGACAGAGGUACGAAUGUUGGGUUUUCGUAGUAUCCUGGUUCUGUCAGCAUUAGCAGGAAUUAUGUGUGGUUUCUUCUCAUGGACCCUGGCAUACCUAAAUGCCUACAAACCAGGCAUGGUGCCACUAACAGGCUCGCUUUUAUACAGAGACACAGUGGAUCAAAGUUUGCACUUUGACUAUGGUGUGGCUUUCCUUAACGGAGCCAUGGCAACACUGACAGUCAUCUGGAGCCUGACCUGACAAUAUCUGAUGGUGUUUAUGUACUCAUAUACUGUGAACAAUAGGGGUGCCUGUGAAACUAAGUUUUUAGAAUACAAUUUCAAAUUUAUACUAUUACUAUUGUUCUCCCCCCAUUUACAGUAUAUGUAAAAUGAUAAAAUACACUGUCUAAAUACUAGAGGUGUAACGGUACACAAAAAUUUCGGUUCGGUACGCACCUCGGUUCAGAGGUCACGGUUUGGUUCUUUUUCGGUACAGUAGGAAAACAACAAAAUAUAAUUUUUUUUAUUAUCUAACAAAUUUGCUAAAUCUUCCACCAAAAAUAUUUUUCUUAGUGGAAUAUUUGAUGUGAAGUAAUCGGAAACUUGGAUAGGUCAAUAAUUCAUAAUAACAUUGAUUUUGAUUCAAUAUUAUGUUUUGAGCAACGACAGUUUGAAAGAAAAAAACAGCUUUGUUUUAUUAGUCAACGUUGCAACUUUUUCAAAAUUACAUUUAGCCUUUAAGCUUUUUUAUUUCACUUUUGUUUAUGUUUUUGUUUAUUUUAAUAGUAUUUUUAGAAUGUGCCGUGGGCCUUUAAAUCAUUAGCUGUGGGCCGCAAAUGGCUUCCGGGGCUCACUUUUGACACCCCUGCUAUGGAUGAUAAAAAAUAAAAUAUGAUAAAAAGCAGAGCCUGGCGAAUGCUGCUGCGCACACCACUUUUUGUUUUGUUUUUAACCCCUUCUUAACCCUGAACGUACAUUGAAAAUACACACAACCCUAACUUAAAAUGCCGGACAUUCGAGGCAUUUAAGAAACUCCACCUGGACAGCUCCGCAAAGAGGACAUAUCCGGUGAAAAGAGGAGGUAUGGUCAGUCUAUCAUAGCCCGAUGCUAGCAUGCUGUGUGUUGUUUUUUUUUGAUUGAUUGAAACUUUUAUUAGUAGAUUGCACAGUACAGUACAUAUUACGUAGAAUUGACCACUAAAGGUUAACACCCCAAUAAGUUUUUCAACUUGUUUAAGUCGGGGUCCAUGUAAAUCAAUUCAUGGUGCCUCGGUGUGCAUUGUUUACAAAACGUGCGGUGCGCUACUUAAUAUGUCCGUGUCAUUCAGUACACCUCCGCACCAAACCGAAACCCCUGUACCGAAACGGUUCAAUACUAAAACACGUACCGUUACACCCCUAGCAAAUAGUUUUUUUUGCAGCUUGACGCCAUAUUCAAAAUAAUACACAUCACCUUUAAACACACAAUAUCCAGCAGGCACAAGAUAUUAAAACAUUGAGAACUAGUUGAAUUAGGUCCUGACAUUGAGCAACUCAAACAUAAGUUGUUGCUUUUUGACAACGUUUAAUCAAUUUUGGGUUCUGACGUUCAUUUGACUAUAUAUUUAUAUAUAUAUUUGAGUUGCUUUUUGACGUUUAAUAAAUUUUGGGUUCUGACGUUGAUUUGACACACAUAUAUAUACACAGACGUAUAUUUACACAUAUGCAUGCAUACAUACACACACACACACACGAGAUGCCUAAGCAACGGGACAGAUUUUUUUUUUUUAGUUUUUAAUCUGGGACGUCCAGUCCACGGGCCAUAGUUUGGCGACCCCCAAAUGUCAAAUACAGUAACAUGUGCUUUUGAAAUAUUUUUUAUUUUCAUCUACGAAAAAAUGACUCGUUAAUUCAGGCACAUAAAAAAAUUUAACGUGUUCAUGCAGUCAAUCAUGAAAAGGUUUAAGGUCAUAAAUUCACAUUCAGUCAUGAGAGUUAAUCCCCAUGUUUGGCCCUUCGUGAUUCAGUUGAACAGUUUUUCUUGUGUGGAAUGAUUCUUCAAAGUAAAGUCGCACGUCAGUUUUUGUACGCCUAACUUUUCAUGGGAUUCUGUUUUUUGACCACAAGUUUGCCAGUUUUUGUAUUCUGUCUAAAUUGAUCAUCGUUGUAACAAAGAAUCUCACAUUGGUGACUCAAAAGCUGUACUUUUGUUUUUACAACUGUGAAUGACUGCAAAAUAUCCCACUUUGGGGUGAUAGACAGUUGUGUCAACACUUUAAUAAAGAAGGUGAAAAACACUAAUUUAUUCAAGAAAUAAAUUGUAGCAAAGUA